AUGACGACCAGUGAAUUCGUUGCUGCGCUGCAGAGAUUUGUAAGUCGGCGUGGUUUGGUGCAUCAACUACAUUCUGAUAACGGUACCAAUUCCCGUGGUGCUCAACAUGAGCUUCAUCAACUGUAUCAAGCGUUUAAACAGGAACAAGAGACCCACCAAAUUGAAUCCUUUUGCUCGUCGAAGGGCAUUGAAUGGCACUUUAUUCCGGCAGAUGCUCCUGAGUUUGGCGGUAUUUGUGAGGUGGCAGUGAAGUGCAUGAAAACCCACUUGAAAAGAAUUGUUGGAGCCACAUCUUUGAAUUUUGAGCAGUACGUGACCAUUCUGUCGGAAAUAGAGGCAAUCCUGAACUCCCGUCCACUAUUUGUGACUAAAUCAGAGCCUAACGGUUUCGAAGUAAUUACGCCCGCACAUUAUCUUAAUGGUCGUCCGCUAACUGCAAUACCAGAGCCCUCCUACGAAGAUAUUAAGACGAACCGAUUAGACAAGUGGCAGCAUCUGCAGAUGCUUCGAGAGCAUUUUUGGAAGGCCUGGUCUCGAGACUACCUCAGUUGCUUGCAAUCUAGAAAGAAAAAUCAGAAGCUUGAAGCGAAUGUAAUUCCUGGGAUGGUUGUACUGGUGCACAACCGAAACUUGCCCCCUCUACAGUGGAAGCUUGGAGUAGUGACUAAAGUGUUUCCAGGAGUCAACGGACUCGAAAUAAAUAUUUCAAAGCGGCGCAGUAUGUUCGGUUUACUGAAGAAGUCAUGCGAUGCUUAA
Armigeres subalbatus is the source of this 756-nucleotide messenger RNA. RefSeq lists its product as uncharacterized. Gene Ontology annotation, biological process: DNA integration. Gene Ontology annotation, molecular function: nucleic acid binding. The record is from RefSeq and is a predicted model, not a curated record. The transcript has a single exon. The coding region runs from base 1 to 756 and encodes 251 amino acids. NCBI's taxonomy places the organism in Eukaryota, Metazoa, Arthropoda, Insecta, Diptera, Culicidae.